AGGGUAAGGAGACCUCUGGCCCUGGGGCUGGGCCGGGAGGGGGCGGAGCUAAAACAGCAAGUUGGUGCCAGUCCCCUGAGGGCCUCCAGGGGCCUCUGCCUGAGGCGUCAGCAUUUGGCUGUUAGCAAAGGGGGACACCUGAGCUCCAGGGCGGGGAGCCCGCGCCGCCGCGCCCGGGCCGCCGGCGAUGAUCACCUAGGACCUGGCGCGCGCGGGCCGACGGCGGAGGAGCGGGGCGCGGCGACACGCGGCCAUGGAGCGGGCGCCGGCGGCCGAGGAGCCCGCGCCCCCGGGGAGGCGGCGGCGGCGCCGCGACGGCCGGACUCGCACGGUGCGCUCCAGCCUGCUGCCGCCCCCGGGCGCCGAGGACCCCGCGGCGGGCGCGGCCAGGGGCGCGCGGUGGCGCGCGGGCGCCCAGCACCUGGCCGACAACCGGCUCAAGACCACCAAGUACACCCUGCUGUCCUUCCUGCCCAAGAACCUGUUCGAGCAGUUCCACCGCCUGGCCAACGUGUACUUCGUCUUCAUCGCGCUGCUCAACUUCGUGCCGGCGGUGAACGCCUUCCAGCCCGGCCUGGCGCUGGCGCCUGUGCUGUUCAUCCUGGCCGUCACGGCCUUCAAAGACCUGUGGGAGGACUACAGCCGCCACCGCUCGGACCACGACAUCAACCACCUGGGCUGCCUGGUCUUCAGCAGGGAAGAAAAGCAGUACGUGAACCGGUUCUGGAAAGAAAUUCGUGUGGGAGACUUCGUGCGUCUUCGCUGCAACGAGAUCAUUCCUGCGGACAUUCUGCUGCUGUCCUCCAGCGACCCCGACGGGCUCUGCCACAUCGAGACGGCCAACCUGGACGGGGAGACCAACCUGAAGCGGCGGCAGGUGGUCCGCGGCUUCUCGGAGCUCGUCUCUGAAUUCGACCCUUUGACGUUCACCAGCGUAAUCGAGUGUGAGAAGCCAAACAACGACCUGAGUAGGUUCCGUGGGUGCAUCACGCACGACAACGGGAAGAAGGCCGGGCUGCACAAGGAGAACCUGCUGCUCCGAGGCUGCACCGUCAGGAACACGGAGGCCGUGGUCGGCAUCGUCAUCUAUGCAGGACACGAGACCAAGGCGCUGCUGAACAACAGCGGCCCUCGCUACAAACGCAGCCAGCUGGAGAGGCAGAUGAACUGCGACGUGCUCUGGUGUGUCCUCCUCCUCAUUUGUAUGUCUCUCUUUUCAUCGGUUGGACAUGGAUUGUGGACUCAGCGGUAUCAAGAGAAGAAAGCAUUGUUCGAAGUCCCCGAAUCUGACGGCAGCUCUUUGUCCCCGGUCACAGCUGCAGUUUACUCGUUUUUGACAAUGAUUAUAGUUCUGCAGGUGCUGAUCCCAAUUUCGCUCUAUGUUUCCAUUGAGAUUGUUAAAGUUUGCCAAGUGUACUUCAUCAACCAGGACAUGGACUUGUACGACGAAGAGACAGACUCACAGCUGCAGUGCCGAGCUCUGAACAUCACGGAGGACUUGGGGCAGGUCCAAUACAUCUUCUCAGAUAAAACUGGCACUUUAACCGAGAAUAAGAUGGUUUUCCGGAGAUGCACCGUGUCUGGCGUGGAAUAUUCCCAUGAUGCGAACGCGCAGCGUCUGGCCAGGCACCAGGAGGCGGACUCGGACUCGGAGGAGGCGGUGCCCAGAGGGGGCUCGCUGUCCCCGCGUGGCAGCAUCGGGAGCCCUCAGAGCAUCCGGGCGCCACACAGGACCCAGAGCACCAAGGCGCACCGGCGCACGGGCAGCCGGGCGGAAGCCAAGUGGGCCAGCAUGCUGUCCAAGCACACGGCCUUCAGCAGCCCCAUGGAGAAAGACAUCAUGCCCGACCCAAAGCUGUUUGAGAAGGUGAGUGAAUGUGGCAGGUGUCUGGCCGUCGCGAGGCACCAGGAUCACCCACUGGCCCACCUCUCGCCUGAGCUCUCUGACGUGUUUGACUUCUUCAUCGCGCUCACCAUCUGCAACACAGUGGUGGUCACGUCCCCAGAUCAGCCACGACAGAAGGUGAGGAUGAGGUUUGAGAUGAAGUCCCCGGUGAAAACCAUAGAAGACUUCCUCCGGAAGUUCUCGCCCAGCCGCCUGGGGAGCAGCGUGGGCAGCCUGGCCACCAGCAAGUCCAACCACAAGUCAGCGUCCAGCUUCCUGUCGGUCCUGUCCUCGGACAGCGCCCUGUUCAAGCUGGAGGAGAAGCUGGGCCCGCCGUCCCCCGCGGUCGCCAGCAACAGCUACAGCCACGGGGAGGACGGCUGGGCCCCGGGACAGGAGCCGAAGCCCGAGCUGCGCUACGAGGCCGAGAGCCCCGACGAGGCGGCGCUGGUGUACGCCGCCCGGGCCUACCACUGCGCGCUGGUGGACCGGCUGCACGACCAGGUGUCGGUGGAGCUGCCCCACCUGGGCAGGCUCACCUUCGAGCUGCUGCACACGCUGGGCUUUGACUCCAUCCGCAAGAGGAUGUCGGUGGUGAUCCGGCACCCACUCACCGACGAGAUCUACGUCUACACCAAGGGGGCGGACUCUGUGGUCAUGGACCUCCUGCUUCCCUGCUCCUCAGAUGAUGCCAGGGGCAGGCAUCAAGAAAAAAUCCGCAGCAAGACUCAGCAUUACCUCAACCUGUACGCGGUGGAAGGCCUGCGGACCCUGUGCAUCGCCAAGAGGGUGCUGAGCCAGGAGGAGUACGCCUGCUGGGCACAGAGCCACCUGGAGGCAGAGUCCUCCGUGGACAGACGGGAGGAGCUCCUCUUCCAGUCAGCCACCCGCCUGGAGACGAACCUGCACCUUCUGGGUGCCACGGGGAUUGAAGACCGCCUGCAGGACGGGGUUCCCGAAACCAUCGCCAAGCUGCGGCAGGCAGGCCUGCAGAUCUGGGUUCUCACGGGCGACAAGCAGGAAACAGCCAUUAACAUCGCUUACGCCUGCAAACUGCUAGACCAGGACGAGGACGUCCUCACCCUCAACGCGGAGUCCCAGGAGGCGUGCGCGGCCCUGCUGGACCAGUGCCUACACUACAUGCAGGCCAGGGGCCCUCCGAGCGCCCCAGAGAAGACCUCGGGGAACGUGAGCGUGAGGUUCUCCCCUCUCUGCCCGCCUUCUGCGACCGCCACCUCCAGGCCCUGCCCAAGCCUCGUGAUCGAUGGGAGAAGUCUGGCCUACGCCCUCGAGAAAACCUUGGAAGACAAAUUUCUCUUCCUCGCUAAACAGUGCCGAUCGGUCCUCUGCUGUCGCUCAACACCCCUGCAGAAGAGCAUGGUGGUGAAGCUGGUCAGAAGCAAGCUCAAGGCCAUGACUUUGGCCAUAGGCGAUGGAGCCAACGAUGUCAGCAUGAUCCAGGUGGCUGAUGUGGGUGUGGGCAUCUCAGGCCAGGAGGGCAUGCAGGCAGUGAUGGCCAGCGACUUCGCCGUGCCCAGAUUUCGGUACCUCGAGAGACUGUUAAUUGUUCACGGACACUGGUGUUAUGCCCGACUUGCCAACAUGGUGCUGUACUUUUUCUACAAAAACACGAUGUUCGUGGGUCUCCUAUUCUGGUUUCAGUUCUACUGUGGCUUCUCUGCGUCUGCCAUGAUCGACCAGUGGUACUUGAUCUUCUUUAACCUGCUCUUCUCCUCGCUGCCCCAGCUCGUGACUGGGGUGCUGGACAAGGACGUGCCUGCCGACCUGCUGCUGGCCGAGCCGCAGCUGUACAAGAGCGGCCAGAACAUGGAGGAAUACCGGCCCCGUACCUUCUGGUUGAACAUGGCUGACGCCGCCUUCCAGAGCCUGGUCUGCUUUUUCAUUCCUUACCUGGCCUACUACGACUCCGACACAGAUGUGUUCACCUGGGGGACCCCCAUCACCGCCAUUGCUCUGCUGACCUUCCUCCUGCACCUGGGCAUUGAAACCAAGACCUGGACCUGGCUCAACUGGACGGCCUGCGGCUUCAGCACCCUCCUGUUCUUCGCCGUGGCGUUUGUCUACAACAGCUCCUGCGCCACGUGCUACCCGCCCUCCAACCCCUACUGGACGGUGCAGACGCUGAUGGGCGACCCCGUGUUCUACCUGACGUGUCUCAUCGCGCCCAUCACUGCCGUGCUGCCCCGAUUGUUUUUCAAAGCUGUGCAGGGGACCCUGUUCCCCACCCAGCUCCAGCUGGCUCGCCAGUGGUCCAAGCGGUCCCCCAAGAAACUCGGCGCUCUCAGCAACACUCAGGGACACCUCCCGGGAGAGCCGAGGCCUGAGCCGUCAGAACACAGUUGCAUCAGUGACUCAGGGCCUGUCUCCCAGGACUGUACCUCGAAGGUGUCUUGGCACACGCCACAGCCACCCAGCUCCUCAGAGGCCAGCGAGGAGCCCAGCAUGGUGGACAUGAGCCUGCCUUUGAGGGAGGCCUUGAGCAGUCAGGGCCCGGGAGACUCCAGGAUCAAACCCACCAGCGCCACCAGGACAGUGCCCCUGUCAUCCUUCUUCAGUCUCUCCGGCUUCAGUUCCCUCAACUGGAUUUCCUCCCUGUCCCUGGUCAGCGGGCUGGGAGGUUUCUUACCGUUCUCCCAGAACGGUUUGCAGAUGGACAAGCGGGAAGCUGAGUUCUUGCCCAGCCCCUCGAAGCCGGACCAGGACUUGCGUGAUCUAGGCAAGCAGUCCACCGACUACUUCUAGGAGCCCGGGCCAGGGGACGGCGGAGGUGGAACCGCAAACGGCCUUCUUUUUUUAUAACAUAGAUGUUAAUAUUAUUUAUGUUUAUUAUUUGCACAGAAGAGGUCUAGCCAGAUGCAUUUUGUGUUUCUCAGGCCCGCACCAGAAACAAGAGGUACCAAAAAAAAAAAGAAAGUUUAUUUUUUAAAAGUUCUAAGUAGAGUAUAUGGGGAAAGAAAAGUAAGAGCUUUAAAGUAUAUAAAAGUUUAAAGGAGAGCGCCCCUCGGCGAGUGUGUGCGGAUUUAUUGCCUCCAUCUCAUUUUGUAAGAAAACGCAGUGUGGUUGGUUUUGUUCAGCACGCGUGACCUUGGCUUCCGCCACGUGUGAAUGUGGGUGUGCACAGUAGUCCCGGGUGGGUGUGGGCAGCAGUGAGGGGAGAUGAUGGGGGCCAGCAUGAGACCCCGGCAGCAGCUCCCCCAGUUUGUCCCCCACCCCCACAGCCUGGGAAGGCAAAACAUGAGACCUCAGGAAAAACGCCUGUGUGAAGUUCACCGCACAUUCGAUUCUAAGGUCACCCUUGUGGGAGUUCCAGUCUCUGCAUGGGGUCUGGCCUGUCAAAAUCAUAACAAGCAAUAAACGACU
Messenger RNA from Molossus molossus (Pallas's mastiff bat), 5266 nucleotides. RefSeq names its product ATPase phospholipid transporting 10A (putative) (gene ATP10A). Lineage: Eukaryota; Metazoa; Chordata; Mammalia; Chiroptera; Molossidae. Gene Ontology annotation, molecular function: magnesium ion binding; ATP binding; ATP hydrolysis activity. Gene Ontology annotation, biological process: phospholipid translocation. The record is from RefSeq and is a predicted model, not a curated record. The coding region runs from base 254 to 4648 and encodes 1464 amino acids. Gene Ontology annotation, cellular component: plasma membrane. The transcript has 22 exons.